AUGGCCGACGAGGUCAACCCCGAUCAGACUCCUCCUGCAGAUCAUGACAUUCCUCUUAUCACAGAAGAAUCUGGGGCGCAGUUAUCCAAAAGCAAAAACAAGAGCAAGGAUAAAGAAAGCGCAGCAAGCAAACGAAGGUGCGUCAGUACAGCCUGCAUCGCCUGUCGAAAGAGAAAGUCAAAGUGCGAUGGAAACCUACCCAAGUGCGCUGCUUGCGCUUCAGUUUAUCUGACCGAGUGCGAAUAUGCGCCCCAUACCGAUCACCGACGGAAAGGCGUGUAUAAGAAGGAAGUAGACAGUUCCAAAGCCAAGAAUACUACCCUCCAGGUUCUUAUCCAAGCCAUCCUCAACGCGGAGGAGGACGAUGUAAUGGAGCUCGUUCGCCAGAUCCGCACAUGCGAUAGCCUCGAAGAGCUCGCCCACCGCAUUGAGACAGAAGAGAGUAUUGCGGCAGAAGAGGUUCCUGACUCCCCCGUCUAUAAAGAUGACCAAACUGUGCCUCAAUUUGAAGCCGAGCUGUCGGGAAGGAUGGGUGACCUGAUGCUUGAUGGCUCCGUGAAAUUUAUCGGUGGCACGUCCAACCUCAUAUGGUUGCCAGAAGACUACGAUCCUCAACGAGCAUCUGGGCAAUCCCCCGGUCAGCAGCUAGACACCAGCAUAGUCCGCCCGCGGGAGGAGGCAAUCUUAUCGUGGACCACGGUCACGGAGGAUAAAGAGCUCAUUCUCCAUUUUAUCAACAUGUAUUUCUGUUGGCACUACGCUUUCUUCACAACACUGGCGAAGCAGCUCUUCUACCGCGAUUUCUUGACUGGCACAUCCUCCCAGUAUUGCUCCCCAUUGCUUGUGAACGUCAUGCUCGCCCUGGGUUGUCACUUUUCAUCCAGACCAGCGGCAAAAGCAGACCCUGACAACUCAGGCACCACAGGCGACCAUUUCUUCGCUGAGGCUAAGAGGCUCCUCUACGAGGAUGAUGAGUUCGCCAAUGCAAAGCUGUGCACCGUCCAGGCUCUGGCGUUGAUGUCGGUGCGGGAGGCUGGAUGUGGCCGUGAGAGUAAAGGCUGGGUAUAUAGUGGCAUGAGUUUUCGAAUGGCAUGCGAUCUUGGAUUGAACGUUGAUGUAUCGCCAAUUAAUGAAUCAUCUCGGCUUGCAGAUGAAGAUAUUGACGCAAGGAGGAUAACAUUUUGGGGAUGUUUCCUUUUUGAUAAGUGUUGGUCGAAUUAUCUUGGACGCCAACCUCAGCUUCAAAUGCCAAAUAUCACGGUGAAGAAGCCUGAUGUAUUCCCACACGAAGAUAGUGAAAUGUGGUCUCCGUACACUGACUCCGGUAUUAUCCAAGCACAUGCACAACCAGCACGCACGCGAGCCGUUGCCCUGCAGCUUUCAAAACUAGCUGAAAUAUCCGGUGAUCUACUAGGUUCCUUCUACAACCCUACUCAAAUCGACAAACCAAUUUCCUCCAAAGCCGAGCUCAAGAAAUUGAGUGACGUGCACACAAGACUAGAAGCUUGGAAGCAGGCACUCCCAUCUGAACUGGAGGCGAGAGAGGGCCAGCUGCCCCAAGUAUUACUGAUGCACAUGUUCUUCCAGUUGUUAUAUAUACACCUCUACCGCCCCUUCCUUAGAUACACACGCAGCACCUCACCAUUGCCCCCUCAUAUCUCACCUCGGAAAUUCUGCACGCAAGCUGCUGGCGCCGUAUCGAAACUCUUCCGACUCUACAAACGCACCCAUGGACUACGCCAAAUCUGUAAUAUCGCCAUUUAUAUCGUACAUUCAGCAUGUACAAUCCACCUAUUGAACCUACCUGAUAAGAAUGCUCGGCGGGACAUUAUCCACGGCGUGAAACACCUCGAGGAGAUGGGCGAGUGCUGGACGGCCGCAAGGCGGACCCUAACGGUACUACAGGUGUGCGCCGAAAAAUGGAAAAUUACAGUUCCUGACGAGGCGGACGUCGUCUUCACGCGUGUGCGCAUGAAGUGGGGACUUGGCGGAGAUGGCAGCACUGGCACCGGUGGAGUCCUUGCCAACUACUCGCCACAGAGCCAGAACCUCGCACAAAUGGCAAAACAGAUCACAUCGCAGCCUUUGCAGCUGACGGACCUCAUGGCACGAAACAUUCAGCAGCAGCAGCAGCAGCAGCAGCAGCAGCAGCAGCAGCAGCAGCAAGCGGCAUUAAUGCGGUCCUCGAUUCCACAAGUCUAUCCUGGCCUAUCUGGAGGUCACAUGGCUCCUAGUCCAGCAGAAACGAUCGAUACACGACGCAGUUCAGGUGGUCUUUCUCUCCCACCGACUAGCGCGGCUGACCUGUCACGCAACCUUCAUAAAAUCCGACCAUCGACACACCUAACACAAGCACAGCAAGAUGCGUGGAACUCGCACCAAGCACGCAUGAAAGGCGCGGUUGCCUCAGCAUCUGCUGCCGCCGCAGCCGGGGCCGGUGGCUCGGCAGGCCGGCCGUUGGAGGCUGCCCGCCUCUUCGGAGGUGUCGACUCACUCAUAGAAGAGACACAGGACUGGUUCUUCAAGGACCAGAACCAGCUUGCCGUAGGCUUCGAGAAUUGGGGUCGUCCCACACAGCAGGACUGGGGGAACCUUGACCUGAGCUUCUUCGAUGAGGAAGGUCCCGCUGCUCAUGCUGUGCAGAGGGGCGGUCAGGGUGGUGUUAUCAACAGCAGUGCUUCCGGUGGAGUUGGUACCGGCAGUGGAGUUGCCACGGAUGACAACUCCCCGGACUAUAUGGGCAAUGGUAUUGGCGCUGGCUACGGCAGCGGGUAUGAAGCAUAUCUGGACACGAAUCCCGUCGAUGUCAAUGGCUAUACUGCACAGUUCAAUGGCGCUGGCAACGGAGCUGGAGGAAUUAAUGGGUACUCGUCUGAGCAGAAUGACGCAAGUGGUGGUGCUAUGGGUGUUGGGAUGGGCACGAUGGGUAAUAGAGGCAGCGGUGGUGGAGCAGUCGGCGGAGGAGCGACGUAUGGCUACAAGCGCCACCAUCUUCAAGGGUCAUCGCGAGACAGGCCGUUUGAUGAUGAUGUGUAUUACUGA
This is a messenger RNA of Exophiala aquamarina CBS 119918, 3042 nucleotides long. RefSeq lists its product as uncharacterized. NCBI's taxonomy places the organism in Eukaryota, Fungi, Ascomycota, Eurotiomycetes, Chaetothyriales, Herpotrichiellaceae. Gene Ontology annotation, molecular function: DNA binding; zinc ion binding; DNA-binding transcription factor activity, RNA polymerase II-specific. The transcript is spliced from 3 exons. The coding region runs from base 1 to 3042 and encodes 1013 amino acids. The record is from RefSeq and is a predicted model, not a curated record. Gene Ontology annotation, biological process: DNA-templated transcription; regulation of DNA-templated transcription.